CCUGGGGCUCGCGGGAGGGGAAGGAGGAGGAGAAGGGGGAGGUGGUGGAGGUGGAGGCUGAAGCCGAGCGAGAGGCGGCCCGGCGGGGCGGCUCGGCGGCGCGCGGCCCAGAAGCGUUGGAAUCCUGAAUUGAGACGGCUGCGCCUGAAGACAGCAGGACUGGCGGGGCCGCCGCCGUCGCCAGAGAGAUGAGCCGGGAAGCCUGAGGCCGGAGACGCCCGCCCUCGGGCCCGUCCGCCCGGCUUCCCCGCUCCCGCUUACUGGAAGAUGAAAGAGACUAUACAAGGGACCGGGUCUUGGGGGCCUGAGCCUCCUGGACCCGGCAUAGCCCAAGCUUACUCAAGUCCCAGGCGGGAGCGUCUUCGUUGGCCCGCACCCCCCAAACCCCGACUCAAAUCAGGUGGAGGGUUUGGGCCAGAUCCUGGGUCAGGGACCACAGUGCCAGCCAGACGCCUCUCUGUCCCUCGGCCCUCUUUUGAUGCCUCAGCUAGUGAAGAGGAGGAAGAAGAAGAGGAUGAAGAUGAAGAUGAGGAAGAGGAAGUGGCAGCUUGGAGGCUGCCCCCCAGAUGGGGUCAGCUGGGAGCCUCCCAGCGGCCUCGUCCUCCCCGCCCCACUCAUCGAAAAACCUGCUCACAGCGCCGCCGCAGAGCUAUGAGAGCCUUCCGGAUGCUGCUCUACUCUAAAAGCACCUCGCUGACAUUCCACUGGAAGCUUUGGGGGCGCCACCGGGGCCGGCGGCGGAGCCUCACACAGCCCAAGAACCAUCUUUCACCCCAGGAAGGUGGUGCGACACCACAGGUGCCAUCCCCCUGCUGUCGUUUUGACUCCCCCCGGGGCCCACCUCCACCCCGGCUGGGUCUGCUAGGUGCUCUCAUGGCUGAAGAUGGGGUGAGAAGGUCUCCACCAGUGCCCUCUGGGCCCACUAUGGAGGAAGAUGGAUUAAGGUGGACUCCAAAGUCUCCUCUGGACUCUGACUCAGGCCUCCUCUCCUGUGCUCUGCCCAAUGGUUUUGGGGGACCACCUGGGCCAGAAGGGGAGCGAAGUCUGGCACCCCCUGAUGCCAGCAUCCUCAUCAGCAAUGUGUGCAGCAUCGGGGACCAUGUGGCCCAGGAGCUUUUUCAGGGCUCAGAUUUGGGCACUGCAGAAGAGGCAGAGCGGCCCGGGGAGAAAGCUGGCCAGCACAGCCCUCUUCGGGAGGAGCAUGUGACCUGCGUGCAGAGCAUCUUGGAUGAAUUCCUUCAAACUUAUGGCAGCCUCAUCCCCCUCAGUACUGAUGAGGUAGUAGAGAAACUGGAGGACAUUUUCCAGCAGGAGUUUUCUACACCUUCCAGGAAGGGCCUGGUGCUGCAGCUGAUCCAGUCAUACCAGCGGAUGCCAGGCAAUGCCAUGGUGAGGGGCUUCCGAGUGGCCUAUAAGCGGCACGUGCUGACCAUGGAUGACUUGGGGACCUUGUAUGGACAGAACUGGCUCAAUGACCAGGUAAUGAACAUGUAUGGAGACCUGGUCAUGGACACAGUCCCUGAAAAGGUGCAUUUCUUCAACAGUUUCUUCUAUGAUAAACUCCGUACCAAGGGUUAUGAUGGGGUGAAAAGGUGGACCAAAAACGUGGACAUCUUCAAUAAGGAGCUACUGCUAAUCCCCAUCCACCUGGAGGUGCACUGGUCCCUCAUCUCUGUUGAUGUGAGGCGACGCACCAUCACCUAUUUUGACUCGCAGCGCACCCUAAACCGCCGCUGCCCUAAGCAUAUAGCCAAGUAUCUACAGGCAGAGGCAGUGAAGAAAGACAGGCUAGAUUUCCACCACGGCUGGAAAGGUUACUUCAAAAUGAAUGUGGCCAGGCAGAAUAAUGACAGUGACUGUGGCGCCUUUGUGUUGCAGUACUGCAAGCACCUGGCCCUGUCUCAGCCAUUCAGCUUCACCCAGCAGGACAUGCCCAAACUUCGUCGACAGAUCUACAAGGAGCUGUGUCACUGCAAACUCACUGUGUGAGCCUCGUAUCCCAGACCUCAAGCCCAUUAAUGAAUGGGCAGGGGGACAUGGGAGACCCUUCCUUCCCAAGAAACUCCAGUUCCUUUCCUCUCUUGCCUCUUCCCACCCAGUUCCCUUUGGUUUUUCAUAUUUAAAUGUUUUAAUUGAUUUCUGUAAUUUUUUUUUCUUUGAGAGAAUACUUGUUGAUUUCUGAUGUUCAGGGGGUGGCCAUGGAAAAGCCCCUUUUUCCCUCAGUCUGCAGGGGAGUAAGGCCUUGUGGCCUGGGUGGGGCAGUCAUCCUCCUUCCAUGUGCAGAGGGGGACAGGAAAAUCUGUGCUGGGGGUGGUGGGCGGGCAAAGGGAUUACUGCCUGCCAGAUCUUCAAACUUUUUUUUAUAUAUAUAUAUAUAAAUGCCACGGUCCUGCUCUGGUCAAUAAAGGAUCCUUUGGAGAUA
Molecule: messenger RNA, 2422 nt
Organism: Equus caballus (horse)
Lineage: Eukaryota; Metazoa; Chordata; Mammalia; Perissodactyla; Equidae
Gene: SENP3
Product: SUMO specific peptidase 3
Biological process (GO): protein desumoylation; proteolysis
Cellular component (GO): nucleus
Molecular function (GO): deSUMOylase activity
Source: RefSeq, a predicted model, not a curated record